AUGGCGUGGACCGACACAAUCAACAACAAGGUCGCGCGCAGCCGUGCUGGCCGCUGGUUUAAGCUUGAUGGCUGCGGUCAUCCGAGGGAGCGAAAGGGCUCCAAGUUCUUGACCGAACUACGUGCUGGCCUCGUCACCUUCUUCGCCAUGGCCUACAUUCUCGCCGUCAACUCGUCUAUUGUCUCGGACUCGGGCGGCACCUGUGUCUGCAACAGCACACCCGACGACCCCAUCUGUGUUGAGAACACCGAGUACCUCCUGUGCAAGACGGAGAUUAGGCGGGACCUUGUCACCGCCACCGCUGCCAUCUCUGCUCUGAGCACCUUCUCCAUCUUCAUCGAGGGCUUCAUCUUCAUCGCUCAGGCCGAAAAACGGCUACCGCCUAAGGCUCGCCCCAUGCUAUACCUAGAUCAAUCAAGGUUGGAACUGGAGACGGCUACAUCCUCAUCAACACGAAUGAUCCUCCUGAUCGGCCUCGCGACGGGUGGCCGUCUCGUCCCCCACAACAAGGACCAGAAGGACCCCUGGACCUGGCACAUUCCUGGCGGUCUCCUGCCUGGCUGGAUCGUCCGUCUGUUCAAGGGCAAGAAGGACUUCUGGCGCCCCUACCCUGGCGACGACGAGUCCAACACGGCUCCCGCCGCAGUUGCUGCGCCCGCUGAUGAACCCGUUGCUCCAUUCAAGGGAGCGCAAUACGAGGACCGCACAACGAGCUCGGAGCAUGGCGGAUCGAUCCUGAUGGGUGAGGAGAAGAGGGUUGGCGAGACGCCUGCGCCGGCACAGCCGCAGCCCCAUAUUGUCCAGCAGGACAAGGUUGAUCGUGAGAAGAGCGCCUAA
Messenger RNA from Verticillium alfalfae VaMs.102, 837 nucleotides. RefSeq names its product purine transporter. The transcript has 4 exons. Gene Ontology annotation, molecular function: purine nucleobase transmembrane transporter activity. Gene Ontology annotation, cellular component: plasma membrane. NCBI's taxonomy places the organism in Eukaryota, Fungi, Ascomycota, Sordariomycetes, Glomerellales, Plectosphaerellaceae. The record is from RefSeq and is a predicted model, not a curated record. The coding region runs from base 1 to 837 and encodes 278 amino acids.